AACUGCGGGCGGCUGGCAAGCACGCAUCAUUCAAGGACGCCCAGUCCGCGAAUCUUCCACAAGCUUCCUGCAGCGCCCGGGUGCUUCCUAGAAAGGCGCGACGCACGGGAGGCCCCGAUCCAGGUCUCCUAUAUAUAUUCACCGGCGCGGUGAGGUUAAUCGGUUGCGCAGGAUUAUACUCUUCUUCGGGAGUCGCUCGGACGAUCGACGCGGAAGAAGACUCGUCUUCAACAAUGUCGACGAAUACACGGAUGGCCGUUUUAUUCGCGGUGGUGGGCCUGCUUCUCUGCGUGCGGACGUCGUCGGGCCAGGGCAAUUCGUACUCGGUCAGCAGCUUCCACCACGAGAGCUUCGGCCCCGACGGCAUUGUGAUGGGCCGCUCGGGCUACAAGGACUCGACGGGCAAGAGCCGCUUCACGCACUACCAGGUGGGCAAGGACGGCAGGCGAAAGUUCAUCCGGGACGACCCCGAGGGCGACAUCGAGUCCAGGAGCCUGCUGCCCGACCCUUCAAAGGUCGGCUUCGGCUUCCCGGGAGGAUUCCCCGGAUUCGGGGACCCGCAUCUCGACUUCUUCAAGGCUCUGGGUUUCCCCAAGAGCGCCUUCUUCCCCGGCUUUCCCCAGGACCUGCUGCCACGUGAUCUCCUGCCACCCUCCGUAGCCAGUGGAUCCGGAGGCGGAGUGGAAGGUCGCAAGGGCAGCACAAACAACUUCCCAAGCACAUCAACAAUCGACUUCUUCGGUGGGUCUCUGCUGCCGCCACUCAUCACCACGCAACACUUCUUCCCACCCGACCUGCUUCCGCGAGAGCUGCAGACGACACCGUCUCCCGAAUCCAGUGGAACCAAGGGCACCCGUACCGCCCCACUGCCCGCCGUGUCAACGGGACUUGAACAGACGCCGCCGCCACAGAACAAGCGCAUCCCACCACCACCAGUGCCUAGGGACCUGGCAAAUGAACGCUACACUCUGCAGUGACAAAAGGAAAAAUAAGACUCGGCAUGUCGAUGCCUCCUCUUCUUCCUCCUUUAGGCAGGAAGCUGGUUGGGUGUCGCCACUGUGAAUUUGGCAAACGUAAGCCAGGAACUCUUAGGGAUGCUACCUUUGCACAAAUGACGUGGGAACGUCCUAAGCUGCGAUUUCUUCUUUAGCGCAAAAUUUUUUUUUAAACAAGGCACAAAAAGAACGCGAAAGUGUGUCGCACUCUUUUCGUCUCCCAUUUCAGGAGUUUUGUAUGCUAAAGAAGAAAUCAUGGAUUACCAACUAGCCCGAACACGCACAUUCUAACCCCAUUUAACAAAUGCGUCUCAGACUCUGAAGUGUGAACUUGAGAAAUCACUGCGCUUAAUAUAUUAUUACUGGGAAAUUCCCGUGACGAGAUCCUUGAGGAACACCGCCUCUGGUCCAAUGCUCUCCGUAGAAGACGUUCCAGAUGUCAAACUACGAGAACAGCUCUAUAAUCUCUAAGUGGCAGUCACUUCAUAGUAACACAACCCAAAAUGUGGCACUUUCUUCUACAAAGCAUUCAGGGAAGAGCUUCGUGUCAAAGUAAUGGACGCAGAUGAAAGUAAAUUUUUGCAGCAAGUGGUGGCACAGCUAAUGCACAGGCAGUAAAGCGGUCGCACCCUAGUUAACUGCCUGUAAUAAUAUUUUCAUAUUGCCAGCCCAAAACAUCGUGAAAGUAGCUUUCCCGUAACCGUAACAUCACAGGUGCCAGUCGAGAGAUUCCAAGACGUGUAGGCUAGAUUCACCGAGCUAGCGAUUUCCAAACUACGGCCAUGAUGCUUAAGUGAAAGCCACCCAAAUAUGCCAAGUACUGCAACAUCGUCUAGCUUCCAUUAUUUUGGAGGCGAAGUAAGCUGCCUGUGCAAAUUAGCGAAAAGCUACAGGUAAUACAAACCGGAGGAAACAUGAACUGCUAACUAUUGAUACUACUAUGAUGCCAAAUCUUCAGGAUAUUUGCCACGCAAGCUUAAAAGUGCAUGUCAUCUUCACUUCUUCCAUGUUUAAGAAGCAUGCGGUAGAGUAUCUACAACUUAAAAAAUAUCUCCUGUAGUACUUUGAUGCUUAAUUAGAUUCAUCACAGCCAUGGCAAAAUUGAUGUUAGAACAUUGUGUAUUUAGGACAUCGCAUGUUUUUUUUCGUUCUUGCUUAGUUUUCUUUAUAUUUGUAUGACAGGCCAUAAAGUACGACACCAAAUGCUAGAGUACCUAUCGUGACUCCAUCGAAGCAUCGUUGUGGUAACAUUGAACAAGUUUCUUGUCAAUACAAAUGACCGAAACGUCCCCCCCUUUUUUUUGUACCAGCUUCCAAUGAGAGUUCUUUCUUUCUUCCAUGCCAGUUUGGCGCUUUUGUCAGAACUGCACCAGAAGAGUCUUUCCAGCCAAAGAAUUGUGCACUUGUCAUACCAAUCACCUCUACGUUACAGACUUAUUUUUGCAGUGAAUAAAAGCUAUGUACCAUUGUGGGGAAAAAAUAAACAAA
Messenger RNA from Rhipicephalus sanguineus (brown dog tick), 2483 nucleotides. RefSeq lists its product as uncharacterized. Bases 234 to 977 code for a protein of 247 amino acids. The record is from RefSeq and is a predicted model, not a curated record. The transcript has 4 exons. Lineage: Eukaryota; Metazoa; Arthropoda; Arachnida; Ixodida; Ixodidae.